GUGGGGGUCUUGCUGGUGCCGUUGCCUCAGUAUAUAUCUAGAAAGGCAAGAGAAGAGGUGCCUUCCCCUCAGGACACAACACUGCUUGGCCCGAACCUCCCCCCCAACGAAAACAUCCAGGCAGUUGUGUUCUCUUUCUGUCUCCCCUCUCCUCUUUCAGCACCUGUUUUGGAAACUUCUAGAACUUGAAUACCUGCUGGUGUCUGCUCCUGCCUCCCGUCGGGACGGCCGUCGUCGAAAAAAGGAAGGUUUCCUAUUCACACAACUGUUUGUUGCUUCUGGGGGCGAGGGAGAGAGAGACAGAGGCCCCGAGAACCGCUAACCCGUCUGGAUGAGUAGCGGGUGAUAUAAUAGAAGUGGAUGGGCUGGAUGUGGAGUUAGAGAGGAGGUGGAGGAGGAGGAGGAGGGGGGCGUUUUGCAUGAACCUCGCUGCUGGAGCAAACCAUGAGUGCAGGCAAGGCGCCCUGCACUCAGCUGCUUGUGCCCCAGGUCUCUCCUGCCGUGCAAAGGACAAUAACGACAUCAUCAUCACUCUGGUUACCUCGGCCACCACCACCUGACACCAGGACUUAGCAACCUAUCUGCCCAAAAUAGAAAUUAAGAAGGUGUGUGUAUGUGUGUGCGUGCGUGUUUUGCGGGGAGCGAGGAAGAGGGAGAGAGAGAGAGAGUGAAUGCACGUGAGGGAUCGUCGUAAGUGCGUCGUCGUCGCCGCCGUCGUCGUCAGCACUGUGCUUCCUACAGCAGAGUCUUUCGUUGUCCGUAAUCCUGCGUUUCUUCUACUCCUCCUUCUCAGCCCCUGUUAGGGCCCAUGACAGCAGCCCCAGAAGAUCUCUCGCUACUAAGUUGGAAUUUCGAUGAAUUUUAAGAAGAAAAAGAAAAAAAGUUAUGAAUUGAAAAAGAGAGAAUUAUUGGUCAAACCCUCCCACUAUCAUUCUGGUAACACGGUCUUUCUAAUGCCCUUUGCCCGUAACUAUCAACGAAAAAUAGUAAUUAAUAUUUGAAGAGGUGCUCGUUUUAUAAGCGUGAGAAAUGUAAAAUUCAUUAAGGAAAAUGCACGGCAUUAUGAAGCAAAUUAUAAGUAGAAAAGGGUACAUGUAAUAACUAGGCUAAUGUGAAAGAAAAACGAAUCCAGGUGAAUUUAAAGUGAUCUACAUGUCGAGGACUCCUGACAGUGAGAGAAAGAGAGAGGAGGAGAAGACGGAACUGUCGAUGAUAAUUACGACGGAGUAAAACGUAAAUAGAGAGAGAAAAAGAAGUGAUAAGUGGAAGAACACAGAAAAAUUGUUGUUUCUCUACAAACUGCUUCAGGUGAGUUUCGUACCGUCAAGACAGACAAGCAAGAUAAUAAAUAAAAAAACAACAGCUACAAGAACAACAACAACAAGACUACCGUUCAGACAGUAGUUUGUGUCCGAGCGAAUGGAUGAGGAGCUCUCCUGGGUAUCCAAUGGGCGGGUGAGAGUCUUGGAGUGCCUGGCACCGUGGCUGUGCAUUAGCGCAGCCCGCCCGGUUGGCUCGGUGGGGUCCGGGGCGGCUCGUCAGCACCCCCAGCACCACGACGGGCCCCAGGAAGGAGGAGGAGGAGGUGGUCAGCAGCAGCAACAGCAGCCUCAGCAGCAGCAGCAGCAGCAACAGCAGGAGCCCGUUGGCUGGCUCCGGGACACCAGAACCACGCCUACUGACAGGACGCGACCGCAUUCCGCGCCCCUACCCAUCACCACAACAAUGGUCAAGACCUUCCAGGCAUACCUUCCAUCAUGCCACCGGACGUAUUCUUGCAUACACUGUCGGGCGCACCUUGCCAACCACGAUGAGCUUAUAUCCAAGUCGUUUCAGGGUAGUCAAGGCCGGGCCUACCUCUUCAAUUCAGUGGUGAAUGUGGGGUGUGGACCGGCAGAAGAACGGGUGCUGCUAACAGGGUUGCAUGCAGUUGCAGACAUUUACUGCGAAUGCUGUAAAACAACCCUGGGAUGGAAAUAUGAACAUGCAUUUGAAUCAAGCCAAAAGUACAAGGAAGGGAAAUAUAUCAUCGAACUGGCACAUAUGAUCAAAGACAAUGGAUGGGACUGAGAGUGGGCCCCCUGGGGGCGCAAGAGCCUUGGUGUACAGCUGUGACCAACCUUGUCUCGACUCCCAGUCUCACCGUCCUCUUUACCAUACCUGGGAUGACCACUCAUCAUCCUUUGGUAACCUUGGAUGAUAUGAGAAACCUAGGAAAACCUACCAGUACAUUAGGAUGAUCUAUCAUCAUCCUAGGAUGGCUGAGGAAGUUGUAGGCUGGGCUGACUAAUGAUAUAUUACUGCUUCCCUACUUAGAUUUAGGUCGACUAGCUGUGCGCGAUGUACUCUUGAAUGGUGAUCUCAGCUAGCACAUGAUGCCAGGGUGUGUUGUGAUACCAGACAUUCUAAAACUUAAAAUGAGGCUUUGGGAAAAAAAUAAUCUUAUUUUUUAAGUGUCAGUCUAUAUUUUAGCAGCAGUGUUAUACAGGAUAUAAUCUGGACAUUGGGUCUAUCCAUAUUUAUCAGAAACAAAUUUUGAUAUGUUUGAGUUAGUUGUAAUCGAAGAAAGAAAGAAACAAAGUGACAAAAUAUGUGUCCUACAAGCUAAGUAACAUUUGAAGUAAUAAGGCUAUGGAAACCCCUCAUUUGUGUAUCAACACACCCUGAGGGCUAUUAGCCUCUUCAUCAUAACCAGCAUCACAAUCAUCUUUCUGUACUUCAUGUCAUCUGUGGCUGUCCCGUAGGAGGCAGUCGACAGCCAGUCAGCCAGCUAGCUCUCGUCCAGUCUCAUGGCCUGUCUGUGAUGGGUAUUGCCCCGCUAGCAAACUUCAAUUUGUUGUGUAGUAAGUGUUUAUAAACAUAAUCCUCCCAGCCAGCCAGUUGCAAGCCAGUUAGACAGAUUCUUGUAUUUUAGCCUCACUCAUUGUGAGCAGUUACAAAUGUUAAUAUUACAUUAUGUCUACCAUCAUAUGCUAAGGGACCAUAGUGUUUAUUCCAUCUGCAGCAGAUCUAUAUCAUCAUAUUUAAGGAGCGUAAGCGAGUGACAGCAGUUUCUUGGUGCAACAAGUAAGGCAAAGAAACUAUGGCUGCUUUGUUCGCCUUCUGUUGUUAUUUCCCUUUAACAGCAGAAUCCGUAACUGCAGUGGCAGCAAUAAGAAAUAACACUUGCAACUAAAAAACUAUUUGCUGACUAGGAAUUUUGUGCUGAAAAGCCCAUCUCUAAAAAAACAUUGCAAGAUUUUUUUUUUUUUUUUUAAUCAACAGUGCGAAUGAAAGCACAUUAAUUUGAUGAUAUUCCUCAAAUGUCUCGUCCAUAAAGUUGCACAGGUUCAGGUGCAAAAGGGGUGGGGUAGGGGAUGAGGGAGUGAAGAUGAUGAUGGUGUUCCCACUGUGAUCUUUUGCAUCUUGGGAGUCUGAAUUAAAUUUCAGACUGCCUAUGAUGAUGUGUCUUACUCAAUGCCACAUUAUGUGAUUGGACAAUAUUUUCAUUAUUUCCACAUGUCUGUAUUGUGUGUUAUAAUAGCCUAAAGGUGCAUUUCCAUGUAUGUGACUUUGUGGUUUGAAUGGACAAGUCCUAAUGAUAUAAUCAGAGGGGGAUUUUACGUCGGUCUUGAAAAUGGAUUUGUUUAAAGUUACAGUAUAGAACAACUGUGCAUCUAGCGCACUCAAAGCUUUAAUUUUCUCACAUAUACACCAAAACCAGAAAGUAAUGUACAUGAGAAGGCUAUAACCUGCAAUUUGGUGUUCCCAGCAAACAGAAAUUAAAAACAUUUAGUAGGUGGAUGUAAUGUCACGCUUAUUUAAGCUGCAUCUUGACAGUUUCUGUGAAAGUGGCAAGAUGGUGAUUAUGUAAGAUAAGAAUCACAAACAACCAAUGUUUUUCAGGAAAUUUCUCAAAAAGACCAUAUUACCAAAAUUGAGUGUCCAAAAUGCCAUCAUUGUUUUGCUUUGCAUUUGUGUUUUGUAGAAAUGCUAUCAUCGGAAUUAUCUGUGGUCUUUUGACUGUUAAAUUGAAAUAAAGAAAAACAAAAGAUUACCAUAAAUGAAAAUUAAUAUUGAAUAAUAGAGUGGAUAGAUUGGCUAAUAUAAGUGUUAUCUGUUAUUUACAUACUGUACAGUAUGAUAUAUAAAUUAUAUAUAUAAACUAUAUAUAUAAUAUACUCUACAUAAAAUAGGUUGAAAGGCAUAUGGAGUCCAUAUUAGAAAUUUUGAGUGACACUUGCCUUGAGUGCACAACAGUGAUAUAUAUAAACUAAGAAAAUUGGAGAUUUACAAAUUUAUAACUUACUAGAUUGUAUAAUUUUUUUAUGUUUUGACUUCAAAUUGUAAAUGAACAUUUUCUUAAGCACCAAAUCAUCCAUUUUUUUUUUUUUUAAUCAGUAUAUCAGUAGCAUGUACAUAAUUUAUUGGUUCAUUUGAUGUUUCAAAUCAGGUUUAUAUUUUUACCACCUAGAAAAGUUUAACAUCAAAAAGUACAUUUUAUGGUAAAAGUUUCACCCCUGUUGGAAUUAACUUCAGGGUCAUAUUAGGUCUGCUUUUGGCUUGUUGGCUUGGUGGUGGAACACUUAACAUAGCUUUAAUCAUGUGUAGUUAAGAGAAUUCAACCAAGUACCUAUUGGCUAGCCUUAUCUCAUUUUUUAAUAACAACCUUUAUUAGUUCAGAUCUCGCAUGAUGUCAAUGUGCAUUACAGUAACUAAGUUUUGACUUGGAACUUCCUCCCAAGUACUUUUGAGAUAGCAAGGGAAGCUUUUGUCUAAUUACAAUCUUUCAAGAGGUAGGAAGUGUGAGAAUCGUUUGGCAUUCAUUGUGGAUUGUGCAAUUGUUUUAAGGAUAAUCUGUCACUGCAUGUGGGGAUUUGACUCGCCAAGGAAUUUACAUUUCAUGUUAGGUUUAUCUCUAUGCUCAGGUAGAUAGAGAAGCUCCUUCCCGCAACUUCAUCAAUUCUCCGAACUUAGGUUUGAAAUCCUAUAUUUUCUCCAUAUACAAAAUGUUUAUCUAUUUGUGACUAUAGAAAGUACUGUAAAUCUUUUCUAACUUGAUAACACAUAGACUCACUCCUGUCAAGUUGCCUGCGUGUAUAACUGGCUUCUGUGCCUAUUUCAAAUGUUGGAUACCUUUUGAAUAUCUUGUUGUUCCUCCUAUUUCUAUGAUGAUUUUACUGGAUGAUUUUCCCCUCAAGUAUAGUUUAUCUGCUUGCAAGUGAUGAAAUUCAGUUUUAGAAAAUAUUCCUAGUUUAAAUACAUCUUUGAUAAAGACUGCCCUCCUAAAAUAAGUAAAUACAACAGCAUCUGUAUGGGGAUACCUGCUAUACAGACUUUUUUUCCAGUAUGUUGUGUUCAAAAUAAAAUUUCCGAACCAUUGGCAGUUUAGAAGUGUGGUAAUUUUACUAAAAGUAACUAUAUUUUGGUGGUAACUCUAGGGAAUCCAGCAAUUAAUUUUGUUUCUACAGAAUUCAAUCGGUAUUUUUUAUCUAUUUUACUUUCUGUAUAGCCAUCUAGUGAUUGCAUUAAUUGUCCCUUUGUAUUGUAAGCUAAACAUGAUCCUCAAAAUUAUUUUUAUGAGUAUGGAGUCAUAAUCAUUUAUAUUCAAACAAGGCUACUUUUGUUUGUGGCACUUUUGUUUGGCCAUUUUGUACUGUUAAAAAAAAUAGUCCUGUUUGAUUCUUCAUCAUAUGGGUAAUGUAUUCCAUUUUUACUCAUCAAAUAAUUCAGAAAGUAUUACUGACUAAAUAUGCUGCCUUUUUUCUUUCUUUUUUUUAUGCAGCAAUGGUUCUUUCAGUAUGUUCUGAUGUCAGUACAUACCCAGUUCCACAUAUUCAAUUAAUUGUACGCAUAUGGUCAUAAUUGUGAGAAAAUAUUUACUAAAGAAGAUCCCCAUAAGGUGGUCCUAUAUUUUUACAUGGCAUUCUAGUCUUUCAUCAUAACCUGUAGCUAAAAAAGUGUGCAUGUCUCUGCCUUGUGUUCUCUUAAUAAUACAGUAAUUGCUGUUUGUAUCAUCAUCAUCAUAUUUCAUGGGAUAUAUUUCAAAUGGAUGGCUAAAGGCAUUUUUUGUGAAAGGUAUAAGAGUUAAUAUGAUUGACUGUGAUAUUGUUGUGAGUUGUGUAUCCUAGUUCAUUUAACAAACUUCUUGAAUAAUCAUUACCAGUACAGUAGGUCGUAAAUGAAAGCAGAAUGAGGAAGGAAAUGUUGGGAAGUGGUUGAAUUACCAUUCUUCAGUGGUCUCUUCUGAGGUUUACAGAAGAGUGAAAAGUGAAAGUGUAAAACUUUCAGGGAUAGAGAAUUCUCAACAAUAUCAUCAUCCCUUGUUUUGCCUUUUGGUCAUAACCAAAAAAAAAUAUAUAUACAUAUAUAUAAAAAAAACCACUGAUUGUGCAGGACACUUUGGCUGUUGUAGUGCUUUUGUGAUUGACAUUAUCAUAGAAGGCUUGGAAACAUUCACAUAGGUUAGUUUCCUUUAAAUGUUGUAUUUCAUAGCUACCAUCAUGACACUGGUAACUGCUUUUAUUUAUAAAAAGUGAUCGGACCUUGUUGCUGAGAGAAGUGCAUUUUGUUAUUGUCCUGUCACAAUGCAAGCACUGUGGAUGAAAUUGUCUGAAUAAGGUAAUUUGAUAUUAGUCUGCUUUAACAAUAAAAAAAAAUAUAUAUAUACAUAGAAAAAAAUCAGCUCCACUCGAGUCCCAUCACGAUAUUUGUACGCUGUAGCUUUUGCUGAUUUUAGGGAUAAAUGGAACACAAGUCUUCAAGGACCACAGUACAGUACAUUUAUAUUCUGUCCAAAGUGAGAGGGGUCCAUUUACAGUGUGUUAUCAUCACUUUUAUACUAAGCUACUCUCUGUGAUGCUUAAUUAGGAUAUGUUGACGUUUCCUUUUUUAUUAUUAUUAUUUUUGAAGAGCUUAGCCCCAAAAAAAAAAAUUGUAUUUUGGACUUUUUGUCAGAGUGAAGUGUGGCAAUAGAGCCAAAGAAAAGCAUCUAUUCUGGCCCAUGUGUAUCAGGAUGAUGUGUGGCACUAGAGCCAUGGAAUUCCUCUUACAAAUCCAUAAUUGCAGUAUUCUUAUUCUGCUGGUACAGAUUCCUUACCCCCUCCCACUGAGCUAAUUUGUGCUGUUUCAUAGAACAGAAAUGGUCUUGUAUUGUUCACUAAUUUUUGUUCCAUUUGGUGGAAAAUUAAAAAUCAAAAACCUCCAAUGUUGCCUUGAUAUACAUGUUUAUGAAAUCUUGCCCUCUUUUAAUUAACAUUACAGAUUUUUAUUAUGGGUGAAUUACAUUUCAGAUUUUUAUCAUGGGUGAAUUACCCAUCAGUGUGCAUGAAUAGUUAUUUGAUAAUGACCUUGGCACGCACAGGCUUAGUCUGUCUUGUUUCUGCCCAAGUACUUUGUUGGAAAAAUAAAGUGCAGUUUUUGUAUCUGUAAAAAAAAAUAAAAUAAAGAAAAAAAAAAAGAGUAAUUGCCCACCUUUGCUCAUAGCCAAUAAGAUAUUAGUGUCAAUGAUGGUGUCUUUGGUGAUUUGCAGUAUCAGUGUAGUGAUUUCAUUGUAUAUAGAUCAUUUUUUACAACCAAGGAUGACAUACUUUGUUUGGAAAUACAUUUUUUUCCAUUUUUAGCAUGUGGAGGAUUAAACUGGGAUUGGGUCUACAAAUAUGAAUUGAACCCAACUGUCUAGUAAGGUUCAGUUUCUUGCAUAGAUGUAUGAUGGAAAUUGAAACUUAUUAUAAAAGUUCUGGAGUUUAUAAUUGUUGGUCCUAUCAUAAACUGUAUCUUGUAGCAUUGUAGAGCUUGCUGUUUUCAGUAAAUCUGGAUGGAGUAAAUGUGGAUGUUAUAUGUUUAAUAUAACUAGCAUUGGCCAGUUAUUUUCAUUUCUUUGAUCAAAUUAAUUAAAGUAGCUUGACCUUUAUUUGUAAUCAGACUAAGUUAUAUCCAGGUUUGCUUUGCUGUAUAUAGUAUUUAUUCACAGGAAGCUUACACUAGUUGCUGCCACAUAUGCAGAGUAAUUUCCUUACUGUAUUUGUUACAUGACAAACUACACACAUUACUAGUACUGGUUUUGAUGCCAUUGAUCUGUGAUCCAAUGUUGCAUUAUUGUUCUGUACAAUUUACAGAACCUUGCAGGUUAUUCAGUUCCAUUUGCUUAUGAAAAAAAUAAUGGACUUGAAAUGAGAUAAUCUUGCAUCCAGAGUAGUAUUUGCACUUUUCACAAGAAUAUUAUAAUUUUGUCUUAUCUUAAAAAACAGUGGAAGAACACAACUUCUUUAGAAAUAUUAACUGGAGGUAAAGUUAAUAGUCUGCAUAACUGGCAGCAACAUUUUUGGUACGUGAGUGUCUCACAUAAAAAAAGCUGCUAAAUGUGACUUUACACAAUAAAACAUUUACCAAUAAA
Macrobrachium nipponense is the source of this 8374-nucleotide messenger RNA. It is a transcript of the gene Ypel, whose product is annotated as protein yippee-like 2. Bases 1420 to 2070 code for a protein of 216 amino acids. The record is from RefSeq and is a predicted model, not a curated record. The transcript has 7 exons. Lineage: Eukaryota; Metazoa; Arthropoda; Malacostraca; Decapoda; Palaemonidae.